CUAAGUGCCUUCUUCCAAAAUAAAAAAUUUCUUUUUAUUGUUUUUCAUUGUUUUUACUACCUCCAUCCAAACAUGUACACACAAAGAGAGCAACAAUAUCAAAGACUUCUCGAUCGUUUACAUUCUUUAAAUAAUCUAAAAUCUUUACCCGACCAAUUAUUUGGUUAUUUACUUGCCAAAUCUGACCCUGUGCCUAUUUCUGUGCCAAAAGGAGUUAUUUUAUUUCGGCAAGGCGAAUGUGUACAAGGGUGGUAUUUACUUCUUUCUGGAGAAGUCCAACUAUACAUUGAACAAACAAUAUCACAAAGCGAAAAUAAAUUCAUUGAACAACAAAUUAAAAUUAUAGGGCCGGGUAAUUUAUUUGGAGCAUUACAAACUAGUCACAAACACUCCUGUUCAGCAAAAAUCUUAAAAAAUGCAGAAUUUGUCAGAAUUCCCCAAAAUAAUUUUCUUCUAAUUUAUAAUAAAUGGGCAGAUAGAUUACAAUCUUGUAUUGUUUUAAUGGAAGAUUUAAAUAAUAAUAAUAUACAAAACCCCCCAAAAAGUAGCAGACAACUUCCAAAAUUACCAAAUGAAAAGAAAAGAAAAACAAAAGAAGAAAAAGAAAAUAACAACAAUAAAUUACAACAAAAUGAACAAUUAAAAAAUAAAAAAAUAAAUAAUUUAAAUGAAGAAAAAAUUGAAAAUAAAAAUAUUGAAAAUGGGUUUUUAUUGGAAAUUAAAGAUUUAUUUGGAUAUGAUGAUAAACAAUUAUUUUUUGCUGCUGAAAUUCUUGCAAAUGAAAUGUCUAAUUGUAGCUCAGAAUUUUGUGAUAAAUUAAUAAAUAUUUGGAUUGAUUGUUUUAAUAUUCCAUUACCUCCAAAUUAUUUAAUAGAAUUGGGAAUAGGGCAAUUAUUGCUAGACAAUUCUUUAUUAAUUAUUUCAAAACAUUCUGAUCACAAUCCCCAAUUCAAUUUUUCCUCAAUUUAUUAUUGGUCAUUACCUUCAACUUCAGAAAAUAAAUUAAAAUAUUUUGACAAACAAAUAUUAGCUAAUUCUUUAAUUUUUCUUGCAAAUUCUGGAAGAGAUUCUCUUUUACAAACAAUUCUUAAAAAACCAAAAGAUUUUCGAACAGAAGAAGAAUUAAAAUUAAUUUUAGAAGAAAUUAAUUAUAUUCGCGGUUUUAGUUAUUUAAGUAAAGGAAUUAAAAGAGGAAUUGCCAAAAUUAUUUGUUUGGAAAUUGUUGAAUAUGCGGGCACUAUAAUUUUUAAAAAAGGGGAUUUAGCUAAUUGCUGGUAUACUGUACUUAAUGGAUCGUUAGAAGCUAAAUCUGAAGGAAAAAAAUCAAUAAUUAGAGAGGGUGAUGAUUUUGGAAAAUUGUCAAUUUUGAAUAAUGAAUAUAAGAAUGGGAAUCAACAAAAAAAUAAUUUAAGACAAACAACAGUUUUAACUUCACAAAAUGACUGUCAAUUAUUAAAAAUAAAUUCUCUUGAUUUUAAACAAUUAAUUUCUGAAAUUGAGUCAAAAACAAUUAGGUUAAAACAAGAAAUACAAGAUUUUAAUGAAGAUUUUCUGAUUUUACAGAAAGAUUCUGAAAAUUUGUAA
Molecule: messenger RNA, 1584 nt
Organism: Meloidogyne enterolobii
Lineage: Eukaryota; Metazoa; Nematoda; Chromadorea; Rhabditida; Meloidogynidae
Source: the annotation of a GenBank genome assembly